AUGGUGUGUAUUCCAUCCCUCGGCCGCCAAAACCAGAAACAACAUUUGCUUACCCGUCCGAUUGUCUCAUGCCAGACCAAUCAUACUAGCAAUGAGACGACACUGCCAUCCAAGACCAACAGGCCAAACAAACGACCAAUAAUUACUGACGAGCGCUCUGUCAAUGAACGGGCCAAUAAACAAGCCAAGACAGCCGAGAGAGAUCCGAGCUAUGUGCCUGAGGAAGACGGCGAGGGUUCGCAAUUUUCGGAGGGCGAAGAUAUUGCUCAUGAUAGCUCGUUGAGCACCGUGCAUGGUCGAACGAGAAGUUCGGCGAACUCCUUGGCAAAGAUUAGGGCUCAAAACGUCGCGAUACGGCCGAUAUCUCACAAUCCCAGGAAUACCACGAGCUUACAGACAGGUGCUUCAGAUAAGGCAGCUUCAGAGUCCCCUACCCGGGCUAGACCAACUAGGGGCCCUGAGAGGAUUCUAGGCUCUGUUCACAAUAGCAAUCCUGUGUCGACCACUACAGCAAUGCAAAGUAUCAGCCGGCCCAAAGCCAAUCCUAGCAAUCCCCCUUCUAAAGCUUCGCAGCCGGGAAGGGUCACUACGCAAAUAGAAAGCCUGGAUCCGAGCACGACACACGACCUAUUCUCCAGCCUGGUGAAAUCUAUUGCUGAUCAUAGAAAAUCGUAUGAAUUGCUGCCAAAAUUCCCUGAGAGGCAAGGGAGUGAGCUCAUUACGUGGAGUCUUCUCGGCAUGAUCUCUGAUGCUCUUUCUUAUCCAUCAGCUCAGCUACGUAAUGAAAAGCAAACACGAGAGCUUCAGGAAUUUAGGUCCGUGGUCGACACACAGGAACAGGGCCGAAAAUCCCUGGAGGCAGAGCUAUCGAAAGCCAGGGGCGAGAUAGCUGAAUUAAAACAACAACUCAAGUCAACUCAAUCUCAGGGUUGCAAAGAAUGCCGCCGACUGCAAGAGCGAAAUACGGCUCUGGAAGAGAAGCUCAGCCUUUUUAAGCGCGUGAGUAGGCAACUUCUCUCCGGCUCAGAAGAGAAACAGCCCCCUCCCGGCUCGUCGACGCCUACCAUAGCGAUAUCUGGUUGA
Messenger RNA from Aspergillus caelatus, 1083 nucleotides. RefSeq lists its product as uncharacterized. The record is from RefSeq and is a predicted model, not a curated record. The coding region runs from base 1 to 1083 and encodes 360 amino acids. The transcript is spliced from 2 exons. Lineage: Eukaryota; Fungi; Ascomycota; Eurotiomycetes; Eurotiales; Aspergillaceae.